AUGCCGCGGCCGAGGGGCAGCAGGCCCAGCGCUGCCGCGGCGCACGCACGGUCACAUGGGGGCGCCGGCGCGGCGGGGGCCACGUGGGGGUGGUUCCGCUCCGGCGUGGCCCUCGCCUCGUCGUGGCGCCGGGAUGCGAGAGCGCGAUGGCGAGCAGCGCAACGUGGUGGUUGCUGCGGCGGUGUCAGCCGCGCAUGUGAAACCGCCGUGCCCCUGGCCGCGGGGGACGACCGGCUCUUUUGGCUCCCCGCCGGGCUCUUGACUUGCUUCCUUUCGCUCUGGCCUCCCGCGCUCCCGAUGCUUUGCUUGGGCAAUUUUCAGCCCCUGUUCAAGGACGGCAAGGGCUGCGGCUCCUGCUACCAGAUAAGAUGCACCAACCACGCUGCCUGUUCCGGCAACCCGGAGACGGUGAUCAUCACCGACAUGAACUACUACCCGGUGUCCAAGUACCACUUCGACCUCAGCGGCACGGCCUUCGGCGCCAUGGCCAAGCCCGGCCGCAACGACGAGCUCCGCCACGCCGGCAUCAUCGACAUCCAGUUCAAGAGGGUGCCCUGCAAUUACCCCGGGCAGAAGGUGACCUUCCACGUCGAGGAGGGCUCCAACCCCAUGUACCUGGCGGUGCUCGUCGAGUUCGAGGACGGCGACGGCGACGUGGUGCAGGUGGACCUGAUGGAGGCCAACUCCCGGUCGUGGGCGCCGAUGCGCGAGUCCUGGGGAUCCAUCUGGAGGAUGGACUCCAACCACCGGCUGCAGGCGCCCUUCUCGCUGCGCGUCACCAACGAGUCCGGCAGGAAGCUGGUGGCCAGCCGGGUCAUCCCGGCCAACUGGGCGCCCAACAACUACUACCGCUCCAUCAUCCAGUAUUAGCCCUGCAAAUGGAUGCAUGCGCUCUGUAAUUCCGGUGUCAUUGGCCGGCUUAAUUGUAUAUCUUCGCUGCGUUUACUAGGUAGCAAUCCAGUAAUUAAGUGAGACGCCAGAAGCCCGGCAAUGCCGUAGGUGUUGUGUCUCAGCAAGGUUGGCAGAUGAGUAGGAGAUGAGGAGGCCAGUUUGGAUGUGCUUUCUCGCCCGGUGCCAAUGUAAUUUUCAGUGUGAUCAUCAUCAAGUCUAUAAUUGGAAAACUGGUUCUGUGUGGCAUUCAGAACGGACAUGCUUCUCCA
Messenger RNA from Panicum virgatum (switchgrass), 1160 nucleotides. RefSeq names its product expansin-B3-like. The record is from RefSeq and is a predicted model, not a curated record. Gene Ontology annotation, cellular component: extracellular region. Lineage: Eukaryota; Viridiplantae; Streptophyta; Magnoliopsida; Poales; Poaceae. The coding region runs from base 1 to 870 and encodes 289 amino acids. Gene Ontology annotation, biological process: sexual reproduction. The transcript has 4 exons.